Messenger RNA from Leguminivora glycinivorella, 445 nucleotides. RefSeq lists its product as uncharacterized. The record is from RefSeq and is a predicted model, not a curated record. The coding region runs from base 1 to 318 and encodes 105 amino acids. The transcript is spliced from 7 exons. NCBI's taxonomy places the organism in Eukaryota, Metazoa, Arthropoda, Insecta, Lepidoptera, Tortricidae.
AUGAUUCGACCGCUCUUCGUCGUAGUUGUACUGGCUGUUAUUCUGACAGUACAGUGUAUUCAACCACCACCACCACCAAACGUCAGGCCAUCAAAGCAGGCAAAGCCAGAAAGAAUAGGAAUAAUUUUACAUUUUAACCGUCGUGACGACUAUAAGUCAGGACUUGACCGUCAGGACGAGUGGAACGGAAUGGGGCCGUUAAGGUCUUCUGACUCUAGUUACGACAACUACCAACGAUCAGACGGACAAGAUCACCAGCGCGCAUACGAUGCUGCUUCUUCCAGGCAGGAGGGGUGGUGGUGGUGGACUUCCGAAUAGGAUGGAUAUAUUGGAUAUGGAACAAGCACAUCCUAGUGGAGGGUUGUAGAGAGCAUAAAAUGCACAUGCUUAAUGUUUAUGAUUAUUAUUAAAAACCAGGAAAUACAAAUAUUUGUCAGAAAACAAA